Messenger RNA from Helobdella robusta, 804 nucleotides. RefSeq lists its product as hypothetical. NCBI's taxonomy places the organism in Eukaryota, Metazoa, Annelida, Clitellata, Rhynchobdellida, Glossiphoniidae. The transcript has 6 exons. Bases 1 to 804 code for a protein of 267 amino acids. Gene Ontology annotation, molecular function: protein binding. The record is from RefSeq and is a predicted model, not a curated record.
AUGAAGCCACGUGCACCCCAACAGAUUCUUGAUAGUGAUUUCUAUGGAUUGAACAUUCAACGUCUGCUGCUGGCUAACAACUCAAUAAGUGAGUUGAGACCCCUUUCAUUUUGGGGGCUGGGGAAUUCCCUGGAAACCCUAGAUCUCAGCUACAACAAACUUAGAAAAGUUCCAAAUGAAGCGCUGAAGUUGUUGAUCAAACUGAAGACACUUGUCUUAACUGGGAAUGCCAUCCAAUCCAUUGGACCCCACGAACUCGGUUUCAUGAAAUCUCUGGAAGUUCUGACUCUGGACAAGAACCCCAUAACCUCCAUCCAUCCCUCCUUCAUCAGCGGCUCCAACAACUUGAACCUCCUCAGUCUAGAUGCCAUCAAACUGGAUAAGAAACUGGAGAGUGUGGCUGCCAUCAAUGCCAACAACGUUAAAGGUCUGUCCCUAACCCGCAACCACCUAACUUUCCUCCCCCCACGAUGGGGCGUCAACUUCACCUUACUCACCCUACUCAACCUAGGCCACAAUCGGCUCGGUGACGUCAUCAAAAUGGAGGAUUGCUUCGUCGGGAUGGAAAAAAGUUUGAAAAAUCUAGACCUGCAUAGCAAUCACUUUCUCAAGAAUAGCAAACGGUAUGAACAUCUGCCUUGUCGAUUGCAUACAUUUUCAUCAGAUUCCCUCGAAGGCGUUGAAGCCACUGUCGGUACUGACGGCUCUGGACCUGAGCCACAACAAGAUCAGGAAGGUGAAGAGGAGGUCACUGAGGGGUCUGCAGGCGCUCGCCAGUCUCGACCUCAGCCACAACAAGAUUAA